AUGUCCUUUGCUGUGCCGAAGGGAUUACCUGGAAACCCAAAUUCUCAAAGCUUAGGGAGAAUCGCGAUUGAAACGAGAGUACAUAAUCUCUGGAACCACCUCAUAGAAUCAGCAUCCGCAAGAACAGGUUCUCUCCUCAUCUGGGACACCGGCACAUACACGGUCCUUCCUCGCAAGAAAUCAUCAAGGAGGCCUCCAUCACCACAGACCACGGACGAUGGUUCAGAUACAGACCUCGAGGCCUUCGUUCAAGCAACACUUGAAGCAAAACCAGAGAACGAAAAGCUCAUCGACGCUUUCAAAUCCCGCUACAUCCGCUUGCGUCUUAACGGGUUUAAACUCCCCAAGAACUACACCAUAACACUGCGCCUCCCCUUCGCCAACGACGUCUCGAAAUCCCGGCCCGCGCGGAGGAAAAGCCGACGGAAACCCAAAUCCGCCGGUGCGCCUAAGUCUACCGAUUCUGAACCAGAGGAUGACGACAGGGAAGCAGACCCUCCACCAGAAGAUGCCCAGGACAUCGACACAGAUUCCGACGAAGACGCCCAAACACGCCUCAACAAUGCGUAUCCCGGCUCGACUAACACAAUUGGCUCUGUGCAUCAACGAGCCUGGUUCAUCCUGUUGGAUCGAUUGUCGAGUGGGUUCGUGCAAGAGAGAGCUGCGGAGACGUGGGUGAGGAGGGGAAACGCAAAAGGGGAGGGAUUUGACCCGUUCUUUAUCUUGGGGAGGGAGGUUGAGAGCAGUGUUGUCACGGGGCGAUUGGCGAGGGAGGUGGAGCGUGAUGAAGGUGUGGAGGGGUUUGUUGGUCGUGCUGGAUGGGUGGGGAUUACGCGAUGA
Messenger RNA from Didymosphaeria variabile, 840 nucleotides. RefSeq lists its product as uncharacterized. NCBI's taxonomy places the organism in Eukaryota, Fungi, Ascomycota, Dothideomycetes, Pleosporales, Didymosphaeriaceae. The record is from RefSeq and is a predicted model, not a curated record. The transcript is spliced from 2 exons. The coding region runs from base 1 to 840 and encodes 279 amino acids.